AGUAUCAAUUGUUCUCCAUUCUCAUAUUUGAAAAACGAUUGGCGAGCGUUUACCCGGCAACCAGACUUGUCACCGCUUAUCGAACCGCUGCCAUCUUUAGUGACAAAAUGUGUCAGUUUGAAAUUAUAAAGAAAACUGAAAUGAAGACCUCUGAGAGCAAAGUGCAUUCAAAGGAUGAGAACUUUUCCAAAAAGUUAUUGACGCAGCGCUCCCUGUCUGCGAUAUCCUUGCAAUGCACUGGUCAGGAGUUAGGCAGAGAGGUGUCUAAAUGGCUGUCUCUCAACCUUAAGGAGGACCUGAAAUAUCUGCUGAACGACGCGGGCAAAUUAAUGCGACGCGUCCGGGACCAUCGGUUGUGUCUGUCGCAUAUCCAGCAGGCCAUCCGAAUGGACGAAAAUUUGUCAAUAAACAUUCUCUACAGGCUAGUCCCUCGCGAAGAUCGAUUGGGACAGUCUGCGGUGAAAGUGCCCAUUCUCGAGGGCGAAGCAAUCACCUGUGAUCCUGGGCUUUUGGAGCGUGUUACCGUCCAGGACUCAGAGCCAGAGAUCUCUUCGUGGCCGGCUUCUCCCUCCUUUACCGGCUGGAUAAAGCUGGAGCAGGUGUUCCUGAAGUCCUGCAAGCGGUACCCUUUGACGAAGGAGCAGCAAUCCUUCUACGAGCUGGUCACCGAGGCCUGUGUGGGCACCUCGGAGUCCCGGCGGCAGCGGGCGCUCCAAACCCUCGCCACAGAUCCCUCGCUUGAGGUGUUACUGCCCUCGUUGAGUAAGUUUAUCGCAGACGCAGUGUCCGUUAACGUAACCCAGCAAAAUUUGCCGCUUCUUCUCUAUGUUAUGCGGAUGGUUAGAGCCAUUUUGGGAAACCGUCGUUUGAGUUUUUUACCAUAUCUUCACAUGAUCCUGCCGGCCGUACUCUCGUGCCUGCUUACCAAACAUGCUUGCUCUUCCGCUGGGUCAGACGAUCACUGGGCCUUGAGGGAGUACUCUGGCAACGUUAUGGCUCAAAUAGUGCGCCACUUUGACGCUUCCGACAACAGUAUCCUGCCCAGAGUUAUUGGGAUCUACAAAAAGGCUCUGAAAAUGCAGCCCUUAACUACGGUGUUUGGUGCAGUCAUCGGCUUGGGGAAGUUGGGAAACCACGCGGUGCGCGCCUGCAUUCUACCACAAAUUGGAUUCCUCUCUGAGCGCAUUGAACCUUACCUAAGUGUCAGCAAUGGCUGCUCUAGCUCCAGCCUCGACAAGCUUGCUGCUAAAUACAUUCGCCAUCGAUUGGUCAAGAUGUGCACGCCGGUGCUGAAAAGCAUCCACAGUACCCCGGAUCUACCGAAGGAGUAUGCGGACGCUUAUGGAUUUUUGGGUCCACAGUUAUGCGGUGCCGUCAUCGUAGCGCGUGUCAAGGCCGAAGCGGUGGCUGCGGCUAAAAAGGAGGCAGAUGAGGCUUCCAAAAAUAAACAAACGAAAAGAUCUGGCGAGCCCUACAACCAAUCAAAAAUUUCAGGAGCUGUAUGUGUCGGCUCUAAGGUUUUAGUCUCGACCAAUUCGCUCAUGAACGGUGUCUGCCGCCCCAACGACGUAGCUCUAACCCUCAAGAUCAACCCAAAAACUCAGAUGAAAAACCAGGCGGUUUCUGUUAAGCCCGUGGAACAUAUGGUGGCUCAACCGACACAGGUUCAGCUGCCUAAAUAUAGUGGAACUUUAGUCCCGCCCAUAUCAAAGCAGUUUCGUGCUUUGCCACCAAAGAAAAGCAUACUGAUUAUAACAUCAUGAAAUAGUGGCAAAGAGGUCAUUAACUUUAUACGGAAUUAACAAAUGUAACAAAAAA
Drosophila ficusphila is the source of this 1818-nucleotide messenger RNA. It is a transcript of the gene mia, whose product is annotated as transcription initiation factor TFIID subunit 6. Gene Ontology annotation, cellular component: transcription factor TFIID complex; SLIK (SAGA-like) complex; SAGA complex. The transcript has 3 exons. Bases 108 to 1763 code for a protein of 551 amino acids. Gene Ontology annotation, biological process: transcription initiation at RNA polymerase II promoter; RNA polymerase II preinitiation complex assembly. Lineage: Eukaryota; Metazoa; Arthropoda; Insecta; Diptera; Drosophilidae. The record is from RefSeq and is a predicted model, not a curated record. Gene Ontology annotation, molecular function: transcription coactivator activity; RNA polymerase II general transcription initiation factor activity.